Messenger RNA from Pocillopora damicornis (cauliflower coral), 1053 nucleotides. Its product is annotated as sulfotransferase 2A1. Lineage: Eukaryota; Metazoa; Cnidaria; Anthozoa; Scleractinia; Pocilloporidae. Gene Ontology annotation, molecular function: sulfotransferase activity. The record is from RefSeq and is a predicted model, not a curated record.
AUGUCCAUGUCAGAAGACAGCACCAUAGGGCCAAGUAAUGACGCUGUGAUUGAUGGAAAAGUCUGGGUAAAAGGCACUACCAAGGAAAUGUUGGACACAUUUCCGAAGCUAAUUCCCAAGAAAGAAGACAUCUUUGUUUGUACAUUUCCAAGAUCAGGAACAACUUGGACUCAGGAAAUCGUCUGGCAGAUAAUCAACGAUGGCAAGAUCGAUUAUCGCCCUUUGCAUGUGCGAAUGCCCUGGGUCGAUGGAAUGCCAUAUGCACAACCUGAGAACCCUUAUUUAGUGACGUCUGCUGGGAUGAUAGAAAAGAUGUUUGAAUGCUUUCCAUCACCCCGCGUGUUUAAAUCACAUCUACCGUAUGACCUGGUCCCCAAGGGGUGUGGCCAGGCUGCAAAGCCACAAGCACGUUAUAUAUACGUCAUGCGUAACCCGAAAGAUGUGGCUGUAUCUCUUUUUGAAUUUGUGGGAAAAGUAUCUGGCAGAGAAGCUCUCUCCUGGGAUGAGUUAUUUGAGCUAUUCUACCAAGGGAAAGUUUAUUAUGGCCCGUGGUUUGAUCAUGUCCUCAGUUGGUGGAAACACAAGGAUGAUCCUGAUGUAUUGAUUCUAAAGUACGAGGACAUGAAGGAGGACUUGCUUGGUACAAUUAGAAAAAUUGCCACUUUCAUUGGGAAAGAGCUUCCCCUCGAGACUCUGGAGCGUAUUGUCAGCCAAACAUCAUUCAACGCCAUGCAAAAAGAAGGAAACUCUAAUUUUUCCUUUCUCAGAGGGUUCAAAGGUCUUUGCAUUCGUAAAGGUGAAGUGGGAAACUGGAAGGAUUAUUUCACUGAAGACCAAAGCAAGCGAUUUGAUUCUCUGAUCAAAGAGAAAUUGGCUGGAUCAGGACUAGAAGACGAGUUUUAAAAAGAUACCGAACGGUCCGUUAAAUGGAGAAGAAUACUUUAGGAAUGAUAUGAAUUUUAUAAUAAUUAGGAAAUUAAAUUGAUCUGUAGAACAGUUAAUCCAGCCCACAAAUGAUCUUUUCAUUAAUUUAAUCUUUAACUAGUGUACGUU